Molecule: messenger RNA, 1257 nt
Organism: Triplophysa dalaica
Lineage: Eukaryota; Metazoa; Chordata; Actinopteri; Cypriniformes; Nemacheilidae
Exons: 6
Coding region: 1-1257 (418 amino acids)
Source: RefSeq, a predicted model, not a curated record
AUGAAGUGUGUGACCUCCCCGCCUGCAACCGGCUGCUCUAGUAGAUUAACUCAAACUUCCUCUGGUGUGUUUAGUGAGUCUGUGUCAGUGACUGAAGGAGAUUCUGUCACUCUGUCUGUGAAUCUCACUGAAGUGAAAGAUAAAAUCUCAUGGAAGUUUGGAGCUCAAGAUGUUGUCAUAGCUGAGAUCAAUGUAGUGCACGAUAACAUGAGAUUAUAUGAAGAGAGACCUGACGGGAGAUUCAGAGACAGACUGAAGCUGGAUCAAACUGGAUCUCUCAUCAUCACAAACAUCACAAACAAACACUCUGGACUUUAUCAAGUCAUCAACACCAACACAGGAAAACAACUCAAUAUAUUCAACAUUACUGCCUACGCUCAUCUGUCUGUUCCUGUCAUCACCAGAGACUCUUCAUCAUCGAGCUCAAAGUGUUCAGUGUUGUGUUCAGUGAUGAAUGUGUCACAUGUGAGUCUCUCCUGGUACAAAAGAAAGAGUUUAUUGUCCAGCAUCAGUGUGUCUGAACACAGAAACAUCAACAUCUCUCUUCAUCUGGAGUGUCUGGAUGAUUCUUACACAUGUGUGAUCAACAAUCCCAUCACAAACCAGACUCAACAUCUCAACACUGAUGUCUGUCACAAGUGUUCAGGUGUGUUUAGUGAGUCUGUGUCAGUGACUGAAGGAGAUUCUGUCACUCUGUCUGUGGAUCUCACUGAAGUGAAAGAUAAAAUCUCAUGGAAGUUUGGAGCUCAAGAAGUUGUCAUAGCUGAGAUCAUUGUAGUGAACAAAAACAUAAACAAGAUAUUACAUAAAGAGAGACCUGACGGGAGAUUCAGAGACAGACUGAAGCUGGAUCAAACUGGAUCUCUCAUCAUCACAAACAUCACAAACACACACUCUGGACUUUAUAAAGUCAUCAACACCACCUCAGGAAAACAACUCAAUAUGCAACAUUACUGUCUAUGCUCGUCUGCCUGUUCCUGUCAUCUCCAACUCUUCAUCAUCUUCAGUGUCUUCAUUGUCAACUUGUUUAGUGUUGUGUUCAGUGAUGAAUAUGUCUCUGAAGAAGACAACAUCUGCAAGUGUACUUUUACUGAAGCUGUGAUCCGAUUGGUCGUCUCUGCUCUGGUGGGAGUGGCUGCUGUUGCUGUUGUGGUUUAUGACGUCAGAUCCAGAAGAGAUGAACAGAAGAAGAAGAGAUCAUAUCAGAAGAUAAGAUCAGACAUUGAGUUAAACACACUUGAUUCAGCUGGGUGUUAG